AUGAAGCCCACAAAGAGCUCCGAGAAAUGGAAAUGGAGGUCUUCUGUUGCGAGCACGACGGCAUCGCUAUCUCCAUUCCAUAAUGCCCCUUCCCAAGGGGAGACGCCAGAACCCGCUGAGAGCAAAAAGUCCCGUACAUUGUCCAAAGCCUUCCGCUCAAUUAGUAGCUCCUCGUUAGAUUCAAUGUCCAGUGGACCAUCUAGGUCUGGGUCCUCACAACGAAAACUCUCCAAGACGCCAUCGGGCUCCGGAUCCAUGAUUGAAAGGCUGCAGAGGAGAGUUUCCAGAGACUCUUCCGUCAGUACGAUUCCCCCAGAAUCUCCCAUCAGCCCUGUGGAGCCUACUUUUGCCUCGAUGGAGAUGAUUCGAUAUGGAUGGUUGAAGGCCGAUUCUUCUCUACUAAAAGCUCGACCCGAAUACCUCGUUCUGGCAGAUCAUGCAUUGGUCAAGUUCGGAAGCGCGGAAGCUGCUAGAGCUAUCUUCCCGCAGCUGACGCAGACAGAGGACCGCCACGGGAAAGGCUUCCACCCUAUCCACUCCAUGAGCACCAAAUCUGCCUCGGGAGAGAUUCGACUGGAUAUACCCCUCCGGUCCAUCAUUGCGGUAUUUAAUGAGGAAUCUUCAAGCUCCCGUUAUGGUGUUGAGGUUUGGUGGCACUCGAGAGCGCCCAAGAUCGCCUCCUGCAAGGCGCACUUCUACUUUGCCCUUCCAAAAGAAAGGGAUGAUUGGCUGGCGGAUAUUCAUCAAGCGUGCAAGGCCAGGUUGAGAAAAAAUGCCCCCCAUUCGAAUAUCCCGGAGAAUGUCAAGAUCCGCAUCAACCACACAAUGCACCCCGCUGAGACAUCGGGCGAUAGUGCUUCCCUGGGCGUGAUUUUCCCAGUGGUGAAACGUGUUGUGGCGACAGCUCAGAAAGGCGCUGCUGCAGACGAAUCCCAGGAUGUCAUAGAUACCUCAACGUAUUACCUUGCCAUUGGAUCCUACCAGUGUUAUUUUAUUGAGAUCCUCAAAGCCGAUUAUUCAACGCCGCCAGGCGACCUGCGGCUGAAAACCUCGGUGUUUGGGACGGUAUCUUUGACCCGUUUCCAGGCUUCAGUAGCAUCUAACGAACAAAGAUUUACAAUGUGUUUUCGCUUGCCAUUUGGUCGAGAAACUCGCCUGGUCCUGGCGAGUACGUCUUAUCGCCGGAUCAUCGAGGCUCUGGUAAAAAUUGAUCGCGUCUUGAAACCUAUGUGGCCACAAAAUCUUCAGAACGCUAUUUUCGAGAUCAAAGGCCUUCCGGCACCCCUUCAAUUGACAUCCGGAAACGAUUUGGGCGGCCUUGAGAUAAGUCUACAAGCCUAUUGCGUUGCCUUCAGCGUACAGAUCCCCACGUGGACAAUCGAAUGGUAUACCCCAUCGGAGCCGGCUUUCCGACUGCUUGCCUCCGGUGAUUUAGAGUAUUCUCCACUUCAGCUCCUUGCGGUCUUUCGAGCAUUGAGAUACAAUAGCUUCUUUAAAGCAUUAUCAUUUCGUGAUGUUGAUCUUUCAUCACUGGCGAACAAGAAUGACUAUUCGCAGUUUGGGGACACUGUGGUAUACACAUCUUUGAGCGGCGUUAGAAUACCGGAUGACUACUAUCAGCUUCUCAUACUAGCUCCGAUUCUAGAACAAGAGAUACAUGCGUUGAUGUUUUCUUCUGAAUCUAUACGGUAUAUUGAUCUUACAAACACUGUCGGCUUACAACGAGCAAGGAGACCGCAGACUGGUCGUGGGUCGAUCAACCAAUCCGCCAUGCGCAAAAUGAUGUCGGAGAUGAUUCGGCCCCUAUCGAUGUUACUCAAGACUCAAUUGUGCCACUGCCAUGGCAUUUCCAUGUCUGGCAACCCUAUUGGGUCCGGCGACGUGGCUGAAUUAGCUAAUGUCUUUGGAUUGGAUGAUGUGCACAUGAAGAGGAUUGAACUGUCCAAUUGCGGACUCGGCGACGUUGAUCUAGCCAAGAUCUGGAGCGGACUUGUAGGCCAAGCCGAGACUAUCGAAUGUAUCGAUACGUCGAACAACAGUGGGACUGUUGGCUUUGAAACAAUCACUUUUACACUUCAUCAAUUGCGCAAUAUCAAGAAGCUCAACAUAUCGGGCAAUACUAGACUCGUCUCGGAAGAACCACUCUUCUCUGAGCGUGCGCUUAACAGCUGGGCUCUGCAAGAAUUGGAUCUCUCUGGGAUAGUGCUCAACGCUACUACUGUUGUUUCUCUCGCAAGAUAUAUGGAAUCUCCAAUGUCGCAAGGCCUGCAAGUGAUCCGCCUUAAUAAUUGCGGCCUCACUGGAAGUCAAGUUGCCCAGCUCUUCUUUAGCAUGGGUAAGGCCCGGCAUAUGACAGUUCAUAUAAAUGCAAACCGGCUAGAUGACGGCAUCGAUGUUUUGUGUGAUGCAAUUGCCUCUGGCUACGGACCUUGGAGUUUGUUCAUGCAGAUGAUUGAGUUCAGCUAUGAGAUGAGCUUUGUCAAGCUAAUGCGAGCAUUGACCACCAACAAGACAAUAGAAUGCCUGAGCUUGGCCGGUUGUGCCACGCCAGACGCUGUGAGCAGCAUUGCUUGCCAGGCCGCUUCAGAACUCUUCGCCAAGAACGAGACCAUCCGUUUCUUGGAUAUAUCCGGAUAUGAUUCCAAGCUGGAUGAAGGCCGGCUAGGAAGGGAAUUUUCCAAGUCAUUAAGCGGCAUGAAGCACAACAAGCGAAUUGAACAUCUUCGCGUCCGAAGCCAGAUGCUCAACAUUAACAUUGGGGACUUGGCUGAAGCCAUCUCGGGCAACCAAACACUGCACACUCUGGAUUGCGAGGGCAAUGAUUUUAACCUCUCCAACUUCUGGCAUCUGGUGAAGCGCAUCGAGGCCAACACCACGAUCCGGCACUUCUCGGCGUUUUCGGAUGCAGAACUGGCCAAGACCAUCCAGAAAUCCGCAGAAGUUGAUGUGCCGGUGGUGUCAGCACGCCGCUCCUCCGGGCUAUUCAACAAACUCAAGCAUGAAAAGGCUCCGGUGGUUGUGGAGAAGCCCCUUGUGCAGCGGCUGGGCGAUGAGUGGGAUGCCGCAAUUGCGGCGCUAGAUCGAGUGCUUGAAAGAAACCAAAGGGCUUACAACGAAUUACAUGGUAUUGGACAGGCAUCGGCCGACCCAGCACUGGAAACGUGCGAGAUAGAAGAGGGCACGUUCUCAGUCGACUUUGGGGGACUUGCCAGCAAAGAGUUUGAGGCCCAAAACGGCUCCUCUUUGCGCAGGGGUCCCUCCACGUCAAACCAUGGCUCGGAAACAUUAAAGGUUAUCGUAUCGGCGCCUCUCUCGGGUGAAACUUCCGACGAGACGACGAUGCGGCCUUACUCCAUUGUCUCAAGCGACGCGGCUAGUAUCCCGACGACGGACGCCAGUUCCAACAGUGAUGCGGGCAUGACGCCUUCAGAGAUGGAGAGCCCCCCUGAGAAAGAACCCGGGUGGAGCGGUGCUUCAGCUGUCGAAGGGACGGGCGACCCGGCACCCGACGAAAGCUUUUUGAUUUCCGAUAACGAAAUAAGCUUGCUUAUGGGUAAGUACCAAGGCUUUCUCAGCGAUCCGGUGGAACGUAUUGAAGAAGAGGAAAGACCAUGA
Messenger RNA from Trichoderma aggressivum f. europaeum, 3615 nucleotides. RefSeq lists its product as uncharacterized. Lineage: Eukaryota; Fungi; Ascomycota; Sordariomycetes; Hypocreales; Hypocreaceae. Gene Ontology annotation, cellular component: plasma membrane; lamellipodium. The record is from RefSeq and is a predicted model, not a curated record. The transcript has 5 exons. Gene Ontology annotation, biological process: cell migration; regulation of Arp2/3 complex-mediated actin nucleation. The coding region runs from base 1 to 3615 and encodes 1204 amino acids.